UUUGCUUUCCCCAAACCCCACUGCCUCCCUCCCUGCUUUUGCUCUUCUCUUCACUGCCGCUACACCUCGACAUCAAUCCCUUCCCCCAAACCCAAGUCCAAAUCCAAAUCCAAAUCCAUGGAUCGGUCGAUCUAGGGUUUGCCUCCUCCCCCUCCGGCCGAAAUCAAGCCAAGCCAAGCCAAGGCAAGGCAAGCCAGGGUGAAAAAGCAAGAAACCUUGUUGAGCGAGAAAGUUCCGUCCUUUCCUUCUUCCCUCCCGGCCGUCGGCCGCGGGCGGGAUGGCCUCCUCCUCCGGGAGGCGGCCGGGCGCGGGCCCCGGCCCAGGCGGCGGCGGCGGCGGGGAGCCCUCCUCGUCGGGCGCGGCUUCCACCCCGGCGUCCGGAGGCGGCAGGAGGAUCCUGCGGACGCAGACGGCGGGGAACCUGGGCGAGUCCAUCUUCGACAGCGAGGUAGUGCCCUCCUCGCUGGUGGAGAUCGCCCCCAUCCUCCGUGUCGCCAACGAGGUGGAGGCCAGCAACCCCAGAGUCGCAUACCUAUGUCGAUUCUACGCCUUCGAGAAGGCCCAUCGACUCGACCCCACCUCCAGCGGCCGUGGUGUCCGCCAGUUCAAGACCGCGCUCCUCCAGAGGCUCGAAAGGGAAAACGACCCCACGUUGAAGGGGAGGGUUAAGCAGAGCGAUGCCCGCGAAAUGCAGAGUUUCUACCAGCACUACUACAAAAAGUACAUCCAGGCGCUCCAGAAUGCCGCCGAUAAAGCUGACCGUGCCCAGCUGACAAAGGCGUAUCAGACCGCGGCUGUCCUGUUCGAGGUCCUGAAGGCCGUCAAUGUCUCACAGAAAAUCGAAGUCGAUCAAGCGAUUUUGGAGACGCACAACCAAGUCGAGGAGAAGAAGAAGCUGUAUCUUCCUUACAAUAUCCUCCCGCUCGACCCUGACAGUGCUGCUAACCAGGCUAUUAUGCGAUACCCUGAGAUCCAAGCCUCUUUUCACGCUCUUCGUAACACAAGGGGUCUGCCAUGGCCCAAGGACCACGAAAAGAAGGAUGAUGCGGACCUUCUUGAGUGGCUUCAGGCACUGUUUGGGUUUCAGAAAGAUAACGUGUCCAAUCAACGAGAGCAUCUCAUACUCUUGCUUGCCAACGUGCAUAUAAGGGAGAUGUCCAAGCCUGACCAGCAAUCAAAGGUAGUGCAUUUCCCGACCUGCAUUCAUGUGAGAUGUGCGCACAUGGAUCCUCGAGUAGUAAUGUCAUUUACUUGUUUCUUUUCUGGUGAAAAUUUUCAGUUAGACGACCAUGCGCUAGAUAUAGUAAUGAAGAAGCUCUUCAAGAACUACAAAAGAUGGUGCAAAUACCUUGGCCGCAAAAGCAGCUUGUGGCUGCCGACAAUUCAACAAGAAGUACAACAGCGGAAGCUUCUCUAUAUGGGCCUUUAUCUGCUCAUAUGGGGCGAGGCAGCUAACUUGCGAUUUAUGCCAGAGUGUCUUUGCUACAUCUAUCAUCAUAUGGCUUUUGAAUUGUAUGGCAUGUUGGCUGGAAAUGUGAGCCCAACAACUGGUGAAAAUGUUAAACCAGCCUAUGGUGGUGCCGAAGAAGCCUUCCUGAAGAAAGUUGUGACCCCAAUUUAUAAAAUCAUAGAGAUGGAAGCUGAUAGGAGCAAGACAAUGAAAUCAAAACACUCACAUUGGAGAAAUUAUGAUGAUCUCAAUGAGUACUUUUGGUCAAGAGAUUGUUUUCGGUUAGGAUGGCCUAUGAGGGCUGAUGCUGAUUUUUUCAAGACUCCAAAUUUUGUUCUCAAUGCUCGAGAUCAGACGAAUGGAGAGCACAGACCAGCUGGUAAUGACCAUUGGAUGGGAAAAGUCAACUUUGUUGAAAUACGGUCAUUUUGGCACAUCUUCCGUAGCUUUAACAGGAUGUGGAGCUUCUUAAUUUUAUCCUUACAGGCCAUGGUUAUAGUUGCUUGGAAUGGUGGCACGCCAGGUGACAUCUUUGAUGCAGGAGUGUUCAAACAAGUUUUGAGCAUAUUUAUAACUGCUGCAGUAAUGAAAAUGGGCCAAGCAAUUCUGGACAUUGUCUUGAGCUGGAAAGCAAGAAAAAGCAUGUCUCUUGCUGUUAAACUCCGGUACAUCUUGAAAUUACUAUCAGGAGCUGCAUGGGUUGUAAUUUUACCAGUGACUUACGCAUACACCUCAGACAAUCCCACUGGACUCAAUAGAACAAUCAAAAGCUGGUUUGGUGACGGCCGGAACCAGCCAUCGUUAUACAUCUUGGCUGUUGUGAUAUAUUUGUCACCAAAUAUGCUGGCGGCUACGUUAUUCAUUUUUCCUAUCCUGAGGAGAUUCCUUGAGAAGUCAAAUCUUAAAGUUGUAGCCCUCAUAAUGUGGUGGUCACAGCCUCGCUUAUUCGUUGGCAGAGGAAUGCAUGAAGGUGCAUUCUCCCUUUUCAAGUAUACAAUGUUCUGGGUCAUUCUUUUGGCCACAAAAUUGGUAGUGAGCUUCUACGUGGAGAUCAGGCCACUUGUUCAACCAACAAAAGAUAUAAUGAAGGUGCCAAUAACAACAUUUCAGUGGCACGAGUUCUUCCCACAUGCAAAGAACAACAUCGGUGUCGUCAUUGCACUUUGGGCUCCUAUCAUUCUUGUGUAUUUCAUGGAUACCCAAAUAUGGUAUGCAAUUUUCUCGACAUUAGUUGGUGGUAUCUAUGGGGCAUGUCGUCGUCUUGGUGAGAUACGAACCUUGGGAAUGUUAAGAUCUCGCUUCGAAUCUUUGCCGAAGGCUUUCAACGAUCACUUGAUUCCAAAUGACUCAAAGAGGAGAGGAUUCCGUUCCGCUUUCUCCAGUAAACCUUCUCAGAAACCUGGAGAUGGCAAAGAAGAAGACAAAAUAGCUGCAAGAUUUGCUCAGAUAUGGAAUCUGAUCAUCACAAGCUUCCGCCAGGAAGACUUGAUAGAUAACAGGGAGAAGGACUUGUUACUUGUUCCAUACUGCAAAGAUCGUGAAAUGGAUAUGAUCCAGUGGCCACCAUUCCUGCUUGCUAGCAAGAUUCCAAUAGCAUUGGAUAUGGCAGCAGACAGUGGAGGAAAAGACCGCGAUCUAAAGAAACGGAUGAAUUCAGAUCCAUAUUUCACUUACGCCAUCAAGGAAUGCUAUGCUUCAUUCAAAAACAUAAUAUAUGCUUUAGUGGUUGGUGUACGGGAGCGAGAUGUCAUCCAAAAGAUUUUUAAAGUGGUGGAUGAUCUCGUAGCAGACGAUACUCUGAUAAGGGAUCUGCACAUGAGUAACUUACCUACCCUGAGCAAGAAGUUUAUUGAGCUGCUUGUGAUACUGCAAAAGAAUGACAAAGAUGACCGGGGUCAGGUCAUCAUUUUAUUCCAGGAUAUGCUCGAGGUGGUAACAAGGGAUAUAAUGGAAGAACAACUCACCGAGCUACUAGAACCGGUACAUGGUGGAAAUAAUAGAAAACACGAAGGGAUCACACCACUUGAUCAACAGGAACAGGAACAGUUGUUCACUAAAGCUAUUGAAUUUCCUGUCAAGGCAUCAGAUGCCUGGAAGGAAAAGAUAAAAAGGCUUCACCUUCUGCUCACAGUGAAGGAGUCUGCUAUGGAUGUUCCUACAAACCUGGAUGCUAGAAGGCGGAUAUCUUUCUUUGCUAAUUCUCUUUUUAUGGACAUGCCAAAAGCUCCAAAAGUGCGCAAUAUGCUGCCCUUCUCUGUCUUGACUCCCUAUUACAAAGAAGACGUCCUUUUCUCCUCACAAGCACUAGAGGAGGAGAACGAGGAUGGGGUUUCUAUCCUUUUUUACCUGCAAAAAAUCUACCCAGAUGAGUGGAAAAACUUUCUUGAAAGGGUGGACUGCAAGAAUGAAGAGGAACUCCGUGAGACUGAACAAACGGAAGAUGAGCUUCGCCUUUGGGCAUCAUACAGGGGCCAAACUUUGACGCGAACUGUAAGAGGGAUGAUGUACUACCGACAAGCUUUGGUGCUUCAGUCUUGUCUUGAUAUGGCCCCAGAGAAUGAUCUUAUGGAAGGCUUCAGGGCUGCAGAUAUACUAUCUGAGGAAUCACACUUAUUAACUCAGUCCAAAGCUGUAGCCGACAUGAAGUUUACAUACGUUGUAUCAUGCCAGUCAUACGGUAUCCAGAAACGUUCUGGUGAUCAACGUGCGCAGGAUAUUCUGAGGCUGAUGACAACUUAUCCAUCACUUCGGGUUGCCUAUAUUGACGAAGUCGAGGAGACAAGCAAAGAGGGGGAGGCAAGCAAAGAUAGGAGCAAGAAGAUAGAGAAGGUUUACUACUCAGCGUUGGUGAAGGCGGCAGUAACUAAGCCUGAUGAUCCUGGUCAGAAACUCGAUCAGGACAUUUACAGGAUAAAACUUCCGGGCAAUGCAAUGUUGGGUGAAGGCAAACCAGAAAAUCAGAACCAUGCGAUAAUUUUUACUCGAGGUGAAGGCCUACAAACCAUAGACAUGAAUCAGGAGCAUUAUAUGGAGGAGACAUUGAAAAUGAGAAACCUGCUGCAAGAGUUUACCAAGAAACAUGAUGGUGUGAGGUAUCCAACAAUACUUGGUGUAAGAGAACAUAUAUUCACUGGCAGUGUUUCUUCGCUUGCGUGGUUCAUGUCAAACCAAGAGACAAGUUUUGUGACUAUUGGACAGCGUGUACUUGCCAAUCCUUUAAGGGUUCGAUUUCAUUAUGGACAUCCUGAUAUCUUUGAUCGACUUUUCCAUCUCACGAGGGGCGGUGUAAGCAAAGCAUCUAAGAUUAUUAAUCUUAGUGAGGACAUAUUUGCUGGAUUCAAUUCAACACUGCGUGAAGGAAACGUUACACAUCAUGAAUACAUGCAAGUUGGCAAGGGAAGAGAUGUUGGUCUCAACCAGAUUUCACUAUUCGAGGCGAAAAUAGCGUAUGGUAAUGGCGAGCAGACACUGAGCCGUGACAUCUACCGACUUGGGCAUCGUUUUGAUUUCUUCAGAAUGUUGUCCUGCUACUACACUACCAUCGGCUUUUACUUCAGCACAAUGAUUACGGUAUGGACCGUGUAUGUAUUUCUCUAUGGGCGUCUGUAUCUUGUCCUCAGUGGGCUUGAUGAAGGACUAGCCACUGGAAGAAGGUUUAUACACAACGACCCUCUCCAGGUCGCUCUCGCCUCGCAGUCGUUUGUGCAGCUUGGCUUCUUGAUGGCGCUCCCUAUGAUGAUGGAGAUCGGUCUGGAGAGAGGGUUCAGGACUGCGUUGAGCGACUUUGUGCUCAUGCAGCUUCAGUUAGCGUCUGUCUUCUUCACGUUCUCCCUCGGAACCAAGACUCACUACUACGGAAAGACGCUGCUCCACGGAGGAGCCGAGUACAGAGCCACGGGGCGUGGAUUCGUGGUGUUCCACGCCAAAUUUGCCGAGAACUAUCGACUGUACUCACGGAGCCAUUUCGUCAAGGGCAUUGAGCUGAUGAUCCUGCUUAUCGUGUUUGAGAUCUUCGGGCAGUCGUACCGAGGAGCUAUCGCGUACAUCUUCAUCACCUUCUCCAUGUGGUUCAUGGUUGUCACCUGGCUCUUUGCGCCGUUCCUGUUCAACCCUUCUGGGUUCGAGUGGCAGAAGAUUGUGGACGACUGGACCGACUGGAACAAGUGGAUCAGCAACCGCGGGGGUAUCGGUGUUUCGCCAGACAAAAGCUGGGAGUCAUGGUGGGAAAAAGAGCACGAGCCCCUUAAAUACUCGGGGAAGCGUGGCACCGUUCUUGAGAUAGUGCUGGCGGUGCGCUUCUUCAUCUACCAGUAUGGGCUUGUUUACCAUCUCAACAUAACCAGACACACCAAGAGCGUCCUGGUGUAUUGCUUGUCAUGGGUUGUCAUCUUCUUCAUAUUGCUGGUGAUGAAGGCUGUGUCGGUUGGGAGGCGGAAAUUCAGCGCCGAGUUCCAGCUCGUGUUCCGGCUGCUCAAGGGGCUCAUCUUCAUCGUGUUCAUCUCCACCAUCGUGAUCCUGAUAGUGAUCCCUCACAUGACGAUCCAGGACAUAUUUGUCUGCAUCCUCGCCUUCAUGCCCACAGGAUGGGGCCUGCUCCUGGUGGCUCAGGCGCUGAAGCCUGCGAUCAUGAGCGUGGGGCUGUGGGGGUCGAUCCGGGCGCUGGCUCGUGGGUACGAGAUCAUCAUGGGGCUGCUGCUCUUCACCCCGAUCGCGUUCCUGGCGUGGUUCCCGUUCGUGUCGGAGUUCCAGACCCGGAUGCUCUUCAACCAGGCCUUCAGCCGUGGGCUGCAGAUCUCGAGGAUCCUGGGCGGGCACAAGAAGGACCGGGCAGCGCGGAGCAAGGACGAUAGGUAGAUAGAUUAUUGCUCUAGUAGCUAGUAAGAUAGGAUGAUGAUUGCCUGCUUGCUUGCUUGCUUGCUGUAGAAUAUAUAUAUAUAUAUGUAUGCAUGGUAUGGUUUGUAGUUGUAGUAGUAGUAGAGCGAGGAGGUAUGCAUGGUAUAUGCUUAAUUGACCUGAUAUUGGCGAUUAGGAAUUAUUACUGUGGUUCCUGAUUGGUGUGGUGUCUUGCAUGUAAAAAGUUUUUGGCUAGUGUCUCCUUCUCUAGUA
Triticum dicoccoides is the source of this 6556-nucleotide messenger RNA. Its product is annotated as callose synthase 3-like. Gene Ontology annotation, biological process: (1->3)-beta-D-glucan biosynthetic process. Gene Ontology annotation, cellular component: 1,3-beta-D-glucan synthase complex; plasma membrane. Gene Ontology annotation, molecular function: 1,3-beta-D-glucan synthase activity. NCBI's taxonomy places the organism in Eukaryota, Viridiplantae, Streptophyta, Magnoliopsida, Poales, Poaceae. The transcript has 41 exons. The record is from RefSeq and is a predicted model, not a curated record. Bases 278 to 6304 code for a protein of 2008 amino acids.